This is a messenger RNA of Cryptotermes secundus, 3079 nucleotides long. It is a transcript of the gene Cpsf5, whose product is annotated as cleavage and polyadenylation specificity factor subunit 5. The record is from RefSeq and is a predicted model, not a curated record. The coding region runs from base 110 to 799 and encodes 229 amino acids. Lineage: Eukaryota; Metazoa; Arthropoda; Insecta; Blattodea; Kalotermitidae. The transcript is spliced from 6 exons. Gene Ontology annotation, cellular component: mRNA cleavage factor complex. Gene Ontology annotation, molecular function: mRNA binding.
UUAAGAGAUGGCGUUUUAGUUUCCAUUAGUCGUGUCCGCAAGUCGCUUUUGUGAGAAAUUGUUUGUGGUCGAAAGGAAAUAGCGUUAUCAAUAAUUACGUUAAUGCAAAAUGGCGAUGGCGGCAGCACAGAUUAAGGGGAGUGGAUGGCCCCGAAGAGCAAGUCAGAGUACACCAUUUGAUCAAAAAUUUGUAGCAAAUCAGUCCAUUACCAUCAACAGAACAAUAAACCUGUAUCCACUUACAAAUUACACAUUUGGCACAAAGGAACCACUGUUUGAAAAGGACCCUUCUGUGCCUGCAAGGUUUCAGCGGAUGAGAGAUGAAUUUGAGAAGAUUGGAAUGCGCCGUAGUGUAGAGGGAGUCUUGUUGGUUCAUGAGCAUGGUUUACCUCAUGUGUUGUUGCUGCAGUUGGGCACAACAUUCUUCAAACUGCCAGGUGGUGAAUUGAAUCCUGGAGAAGAUGAAGUGGAGGGGCUGAAGCGACUUUUGACAGAGACUCUUGGCAGGCAAGAUGGCGUGAAACAGGAUUGGGUCAUUGAGGACACAAUAGGCAACUGGUGGAGGCCAAACUUCGAACCGCCACAGUACCCUUAUGUCCCUCCUCACAUCACUAAGCCAAAAGAGCACAAGCGCCUAUUCCUUGUGCAGUUGGCAGAGAAGGCUCUGUUUGCUGUUCCUAAGAACUACAAGUUAGUAGCAGCUCCACUGUUUGAGUUGUAUGAUAAUGCUCAAGGCUAUGGCCCCAUCAUCUCUUCACUGCCUCAGGCACUUUGCAGAUUCAAUUUUAUCUAUAUGUGAGAUGUACCAUACAGUGAAGUAAAGGAGAGGUUUUAAGUGUUGUUGGAAGUUUCAUAUUCUUUGUGACUAAGAAGAAGUACCGUCUGUCCUUCCAGGAUGCUGUGGAAAUGAUCUCAGUGACAGCCCAGGUGUAGGGACAUUUAGUAAAAACAUAAAUCAGUUUGACAAAGCUUCAUCUUAUUAUGAGCAGUUUCUGUAGAACAUUACUGUAUUUUUAUAGUGUUCUAGCCACCUGAUGACUGUAAGCCUUGAAAUUUCAUGUGAACUGGAAACACUUAUGUCAUAUAAACUGUCAGCGUAAUUUUACGUAACCAUAACCAAACAUGAAAUUCAUUGCAAGCUGUACUAUGUUUAUGUCCAGUUUUAUUUUCUGUUAGUCUUACCUUUAGGUUACAGUGUUUAUUACAACUGACAUGUCAGGUAAUAUCUACAGAGAAUCUAAAGGAAAAUGUAUACAUAUUUUAAUAAUGAAAAAAUAUGUAUUGCAUAUUGUGGAGAAAAACAGUAUUUAGUGUGCAGAAGCAGUGGUAUGUACCACAUGAUUGGCAUUGGCCACUGUUAACAUGCACACGUUGUAGCAAUGAACAGCUCAGGGAACUUGCACCAAGAUUUCUGUUGUGAUGACUGCACAUAACUUCUCAAUUUUAUGCAUAAAAUCAUGGAGUGUUAAUUGUUUUCUACCGUAUGUUUCUGCUUCAGGCAGCCCCACAGAUAAAAGACAGUAAAACCAAAAUGUGAGUGAGAUGGGUAUUCAUUAGAUCCUUUUUGUCCUGUACAAUGAUCUGGGAAAUUAGCAUUCAGCUAGGUCCUGUCAUCACAUUAGAAACAUGAGGGUGCCUGUUCUUGUUGGUAGUAGAUUUCCUCAUUUCCAUACAUCUGGCAUACGACAGACGUAAUGGAUGCCUUUGGCUUGUUGAGCUACUAACUGUCUCGUCAAGGAAAAUGGGUCCAGAUUAACCUUGUAUAGCAUACUCUGAGUUCUGGCAAAUUCACUUCUACAUCCAUAUGAAUAUGUGAAUUCUCAUGGGACCAGUAAACAGAGUUAAAGCAGUUCACUGUAGAUUUUAGCUCAAAGGUUGGUUUAUCAGACCAGAUGGUUAUGCCCAUGAACUUUGUAUUGUUGACAUUCCCCAGAAUCAUAUCAUAGGUUACAGUUCUGUACACAAGAACAUCUUCAGUUGCAGCAUGGGACUGACUGCCUUCACUUGUAUGAUUUAUGCCUUAUGGUUUUGUGAAUGUGGUACACAGUCUCCCUGUUGAUGUUGAUGUCGAAGCAAUUGUAGAAAUUGUAAUAUCACAACAAAGUUAUCACUACUCAUUGAGCAGGUUUGCCCAGGUUUUUAUGCAUGUCUUGUACAAUUCCAUCAGCUCCAAAUUUGUCAUUAAUUACAGAAGUUGUUGGUAAUGCUGAGCCUCAGUAGCAAGUUCACAGAAUUAACUUCAUUACUCAAAUGUCAAGCAGUCUCUCUUGUUCUUCAUUAUGCACUGUUUGAGAGAGGAGGUAUCAUGGUUGUCUAUACCUCAUGCCAUCUGUUAAGUACAUGCAGCACUACUUCAGCUUACAUUCUGAUUCUGUCAUGAAUAUGUGAAAAUAUAUUCUUUAUUCAGAUGUGUAUACGUACUUCUUAGACACUCUCUGGUUUUAUGUCCCAUAUAUUGCAGUAUAGAGCACUUAACUGCAGUUUGCAGGUAAAACUAUAAUAUUGUCUCUGAUAUGUGUCAUGUGAAUUACUAAAGUUGCUACCAUAUGUACCUUGCGUAGUUUCUCUCGGUUUAAUGUCUCUUUAUUAUGUGUUGCUGAUGAUAAGAGAAUUAUUUUCUCUCCAGUAGCAUAGUUUUUCCAUACAUUACCUUCUUCACCAUAAGGUAGGAAAUUAUGAAAAUCACUCAGAUGAAUUCCUACAUAGAACAUACACUAAUAAAAAUGUGAAGGGUGUCCAUUUAGAGGUACUCAUAUUAUGCCAGUUGACAUACCUUACUUGUUAAAAGUUUAAACGCCCAGAAAUGUAAGGGACAGUUUGCAUCAUAUAAAAUGAUACUGAGUAACUGUGUGUUGUUUGGCUGUAUGCAUAUUGUGUUUCUUGCUGAGUAUAUUAUUUUGUCAGACACACAGUCAUUUGCUGCCACAUUGGUAAAACUGCUGUAUGAGUCACUCAAAGAAAUGAUCUGCAAAAUUUGUAAUGGCAGUAUAAGUGAUAUAUAUAUAAUGAACAGUAUUUUCUGUAUAGUAGUAGAAUUGCUGUGUUGUGUUUAUUUAUAAACAUGCCAUUUUUUACUUCA